Molecule: messenger RNA, 2093 nt
Organism: Microdochium trichocladiopsis
Lineage: Eukaryota; Fungi; Ascomycota; Sordariomycetes; Xylariales; Microdochiaceae
Product: fatty acid desaturase-domain-containing protein
Exons: 6
Coding region: 1-1761 (586 amino acids)
Biological process (GO): lipid metabolic process
Cellular component (GO): membrane
Molecular function (GO): oxidoreductase activity, acting on paired donors, with oxidation of a pair of donors resulting in the reduction of molecular oxygen to two molecules of water
Source: RefSeq, a predicted model, not a curated record
AUGGGCGUCGCCCCGCGGGACCAGCCGAUGUCGCGGCAGGCGAUUGUCAACCGCAUCGCCGACGGCCAGGCGAUUGUCAUAUUCGAAGACUGCGUGCUGCGGUUGGACAGCUGGCUCGAGAAGCACCCGGGCGGAAAGCUGGCGAUCCAGCACAUGGUCGGACGUGAUGCGACGGAUGAGAUGAAAAUCUCUCACUCAGCGCCCGUGGUGAGGGGCAUGAAAGCCUACCGGAUCGGCCGGGUAGCCGUGGGGCUGCCCUGGCACAACCUCACGCCGCCCAUCCGCGGCGGCGUCUACACAAAGGUGCCCGAGUCCGUUAACUCCGACGCCCAAGACACCGACGUCGAUCUCGACAUCGAGACCUUGUCGUCGUCGGCCUCGUCGUCCGACGAUCUCGACAGCGACGUCGUCGAUGGCGAUGUCACCGACCAGAGCUCCGUCACCACAGACUGUAACGACUCUGUCGAUGGUGACUUGAAAGCCACAAGGCCAACCACUCUCCGCCGUCGCAAUGUUGGCAACGCAGCGGCUGUAUUGUCGUCGCCUGGCUCCACAAACAAGAUCAACCUCACUCGCAACGAGUAUGCCGACCUCCUCAUCGAAAAGGAGGCCGACGAUAGCAGAAACGCUUACCCGUCAGCCGACCCGGUCACUCAGUCUGAAAUUGUUGCCAAGUACCGGGCACUGCACCAGCGUGUCAUCGACGAGGGCUUCUACGACUGCCACUACAGCGCGUACCUCAUCGAGCUGUCCCGGUACACGACCCUGUUUGCCUUGUCGAUGACUGCACUUUACCAUGAGUGGUACAUAACCUCUGCGGCGUUCCUGGGCUUGUUCUGGCACCAAAUCAUGUUUACUGCGCACGAUGCGGGCCACUGCGCCAUCACCCACCACUUUGAGACUGAUGCGCUCAUCGGUCUCUUCAUUGCCGACUUCUGCUGCGGCCUGUCCCUGGGAUGGUGGAAAUCCUCACACACAAUCCACCACCUCAUCACAAACGACACCGAAAGCGACCCAGAUAUCCAAAACGUGCCGCUGUUUGCCAACUGCCCGAGCUUCUUCAAGUCGCUCCCCUCGACCUACUACGAGGGCUUCGUGCAGACCUGGGACAAGGUUGCCGACAUCCUGGUGCCGUACCAGAAGUACACCUACUAUCCGGUCCUCGCCCUCGCCCGGUUCAACCUGUUCUUCCUCUCGUGGCUGCACGUCAUCUCGAGCCGCUCGGGGGCGCUGCGCAAGGGCAAGGCCUGGUGGAUCCGCCCGACGGAGGUGCUCUUCAUGUCGUGCUACUGGUUCCUCUAUGGCUACUGCCUCGUGUGGCGGACCCUGCCCAACUGGCCCAUCCGUGUGGCGUUUGUGCUCGUGUCGCAUGUCGUCACGUUGCCGCUGCACGUCCAGAUUACGCUGUCCCACUGGGGCAUGCCGACCUCCAACAUUGGCGAGUCCGAGUCCUUCCCCCAGCGCCAGCUGCGCACGACCAUGGACGUCGACUGCCCGGCCUGGCUCGACUGGAUCCACGGCGGGCUGCAGUUCCAGGCGGUGCACCACCUGUUCCCCCGCGUUCCCAGGCACAACCUGCGCAGGCUGCAGGCGCUCGUCCGCGAGUUCUCCGACGACACGGGCAUCAAGUACUCGAUACACGGCUUCGUCGACGGCAACAAGGUGGUCCUGGGCAGGCUCGAGGAGGUCGCCAAGCAGGUCGAGACGCUGCUCAAGUGCUCGAACCACCUCGCCGAGACUGGCGACAUGGAUCUCCACUAGAAGGCCGGGCCGUGGUUGUGAGGGCAACACAUGGUUUCCACUGUUCUGGAUCGUGCAACUCGAACCUGGUAUCCUUGAAGGCGGCGAAGGGGGGAAAAAACACACCAGCCUGGUUUUUUGCGUUUCAUAUGUAUUUUCAAGACUACAAGUAGACAGCGUCUCUCUGUUCAUAUUUCCUAUUUCCUGGGGGCGAAAGAGAUAAUAUAAGCUUUAUCUCCUCAUUCUGCACGGCCUUUACCACUGUCUUGGCAUAAUCUCCGCAUGUCCACCUAUGAACAAAACCUGGUUGUUCUUUCACUGGCAUAGCUCUCGGUGAAAAAUUGCUCUCCACU